This is a messenger RNA of Trametes versicolor FP-101664 SS1, 699 nucleotides long. RefSeq lists its product as uncharacterized. Bases 1 to 699 code for a protein of 232 amino acids. The record is from RefSeq and is a predicted model, not a curated record. Lineage: Eukaryota; Fungi; Basidiomycota; Agaricomycetes; Polyporales; Polyporaceae. The transcript is spliced from 2 exons.
AUGAACACAAUCAUCCUCGCAUGCUUUGACCCCUAUGCGUCGGCAUACUGGCUUCCGGACGUUGGUCGCCAGACAGCAGCAAGGAUACCAACGCGGAAGUUCUGGGCCUUGCGCGCGAACUUGGCCCGCUCGCGACCAGACUAUCCUUUCCCUCAAGAUAUAUUUCUACUAUCUGGCCAACCGUCGCCAUACCCAUUUUCCGAGGCAACAAUGACAAUAGGUCCCAAACGUGCUUACCCUUCUCGCAAGCUCCUAUGCACGGAUGCUGAGUUGUCGGUCGCGCCACCUCUCCCCGCAACAAACGACUCGCCCCUCUACUUGCAUACCGUACCAAGGCUUCGCUGCCACUUCGCAUCUCGUAUCAAGGAGGUCUUAUUCCGGUUUGAUGGAGAUCAUCUCGAAAAAUUCGUCGCUACCGCUUACGAAGCUCUGCGUCUUGCGCGCGAGUUCCGUCUGCAGGGUCAUAGGGCCUUUCAGAGGGAGGUUCUAGGGCAAUCCGGCAUAUCCAAGACACGGCCGCUUCCGAUUCCACAAAGUUUAGCAUACGUCUUUGGCGAACUUCACGACCCGAAGGCGUUCGUAUUCAAGUUCGGACCCAUCGACGACCUGACCUAUCCCGAGAUGCUUGAACCUACCUUGGUGUAUGAGCACAUCCUCAUCUACAAACAGAUCGGGAAGGCGCGAUACGCCAAGCACUAG